This is a messenger RNA of Gloeophyllum trabeum ATCC 11539, 441 nucleotides long. Its product is annotated as PC4-domain-containing protein. Gene Ontology annotation, biological process: positive regulation of transcription initiation by RNA polymerase II. The coding region runs from base 1 to 441 and encodes 146 amino acids. Gene Ontology annotation, molecular function: DNA binding; transcription coactivator activity. The record is from RefSeq and is a predicted model, not a curated record. NCBI's taxonomy places the organism in Eukaryota, Fungi, Basidiomycota, Agaricomycetes, Gloeophyllales, Gloeophyllaceae. The transcript is spliced from 4 exons.
AUGGCUAAACGCAAAGUAGCCUCACCUAGCGAGGAUGAAAACGAACAGGAGUACUCCAAAAGCGAAAGUAGCUCUGAGGAGGAGGCGAAGCCGCUAGCCAAGAGGGCUAAACCUAGCAAAUAUGCCCCCGCGAGGAAAUGCAAGAAAGCGGAUCCUGAGUCCUCGGGAGGACAGGAUGAUGAUGAGGGGGAUGAAGUUCAAGUUCACAUGACUAAAGACGGUGAACAGUAUGUGGACCUCGGGAAGAAGAAACGCGCCACAGUGAGAUCUUUCAAAGGUCAAGUUUAUGUUGAUAUCAGAGAGUUCUACGGGGAGGAUGGAGAUGAGAAACCCGGAAAAAAGGGCGUCUCCUUGAAUCUUGAGCAGUGGGAGACUCUGAAGAAGAGCAUUGAGACCAUCGAUCGCUUAUCCCGACAACAACCAUCAAAGCGCAAAAAGUGA